ACGCCAUUUAGAGGAAGGCUGGAAAAGGACCUUUCUAAGAAUGCGGAAGUGGAGCAGUCAAUUUCAAUGGAUCUUUCUUAUUGUACUUCAGUGCAAUGGACAGUUCUAUAGGAUAUGAUUAAGUGGAAUGGAUGGAAACAAUGAAUGUGGCGAGGUGGACUAUUUGCUGCAAGAUGAAGACUCACUCAUCGAAGGAGUCAGCAACCCUGUCUUGUUUGUGGUCAUUCUCAGUGUCACGUUCCUGUGUGGACUGGUAACUCUGCUCUGCAGAAAUGAGCAGUAUAACAUCCACCCAGAGAACCAGGAACAUGUCCGUGCCGUCCGGCAACAGCUACAGUCCGAAUCUCAGGAAGCUGAACCAGCCGAACCCAGGCGACAGUUCUAUACAGACAUGUCCUGUCCAGUGUGUCUACAGCAGGCCGUGCUGCCUGUGGAAACCAACUGUGGCCACCUCUUCUGUGGUUCUUGUAUAAUUGCGUAUUGGAGAUAUGGGACAUGGUUCGGUGCGAUCAAUUGUCCCAUCUGCAGACAAAUGGUGACCCUGUUGUUCCCGCUCUUCCAUGAGCAAGUCUCCCCUCAGCAGGUACAGGAUGGAACGGUUGAACCGCUCCUCAUCCUCCGGGAUCUCGGCGACUACAACCGCAGGUUCUCCGGGCAACCCAGAUCUAGAGGUGGUGACCCAGAGACUGGCAGCGUGAUGGAGAGAGGUGGUGACCCAGAGACUGGCAGGAUGAUGGAGAGAGGUGGUGACCCAGAGACUGGCAGGGUGAUGGAGAGAGGUGGUGACCCAGAGACUGGCAGCGUGAUGGAGAGAGGUGGUGACCCAGAGACUGGCAGGAUGAUGGAGAGAGGUGGUGACCCAGAGACUGGCAGGAUGAUGGAGAGAGGUGGUGACCCAGAGACUGGCAGGAUGAUGGAGAGAGGUGGUGACCCAGAGACUGGCAGCGUGAUGGAGAGAGGUGGUGACCCAGAGACUGGCAGGGUGAUGGAGAGAGGUGGUGACCCAGAGACUGGCAGGAUGAUGGAGAGAGGUGGUGACCCAGAGACUGGCAGGAUGAUGGAGAGAGGUGGUGGACCCCCGUUCAAUUCAAACUUCAUUGUCCGCUCGACUGCACAGAAAUUGAUUUGUGUAGGACUAUAUUAGACACAAUGCCAGGACCAGUGUCCUAUAAUCGAUUAGUUUCAGGUCAAAGGCCCUCGGUGAGGAGGGUGCUCUGUGUGUUUCUUUGGACUGGGAGUUCCACCACGCAAACGAGUGGGGACUAGUUCAUGUGUCUGCUGGCAUCAAAAGGUCUAUGCUUGAGAGUCCUAAAGUUAAUAUUCAGAUAAGUCAUCAUGUUUUAUCGGUUGAGAUGUAAUCUUUUGAAUCUGAAAGUGUGUUUUUUAAAAUGAUUUUUGUAUUAUUAUUUUAGGAAUUGUCUAGUUACCAAGCUGCUGCUGGAUUCCAUCUAGUCUUUGUAUAAAUACCCUGUAGCAUGACUGCGGCAUGUAAAAAGAGACUGUUAUCUCAUCGUCUUAUGUGUGAGGAUUAAUAAUGUGAAAUAAUAUUAUUAUUAAUGAGGAAAGAAAACCGUAGACUUAUUUUAACAAAAAUAAUGACAUUUGUUACAGAUUAAAAUGAUUGUAUCUAUUUUAGUUUAAGGGCUAAGGACUUCAAGAAAUGUAGAAAAGAAAAGGAAAGAAAAAACUACAAAAGAAGAAAAAAAAACAGCCCCCCCCCCCACAUUCCUAUUGAGUUCCAACCCCAG
Molecule: messenger RNA, 1748 nt
Organism: Oncorhynchus nerka (sockeye salmon)
Lineage: Eukaryota; Metazoa; Chordata; Actinopteri; Salmoniformes; Salmonidae
Product: E3 ubiquitin-protein ligase RNF170-like
Exons: 9
Coding region: 128-1144 (338 amino acids)
Molecular function (GO): ubiquitin protein ligase activity
Source: RefSeq, a predicted model, not a curated record